Molecule: messenger RNA, 3561 nt
Organism: Lachancea meyersii CBS 8951
Lineage: Eukaryota; Fungi; Ascomycota; Saccharomycetes; Saccharomycetales; Saccharomycetaceae
Source: the annotation of a GenBank genome assembly
AUGGACAUCGUACGAGAUAUCAAUAUCGAGCAUUCUGGCCUCUCCUAUAAGCAUGUCAAGGUACAAGGACCCUCUAAUGCACAGCAGAAACGACAUUUUUCUUAUACGUGCGAUUUGGAUGGAUCCGGGGUAACCAAACGGCGACUGGGGUGGGGCGAGACAGUAGGCAGCACAUCACCACGUUUGGCUGCAGAAACCGUUAAAGUAGCACAGAUUAACCCAACAGUUGUCAGAUCCACAGUGGGGAGUCGCGUGCAGGAAGCAACGCCUCAGCUUUCAGGAACUACGUCCGACCGAGACCGGUCUCCACAAUAUCUCCCCACAACGUCGUGUGCAAAUCUGGAACAAGCCGUGGCAGUAGACGACGAUGGCAGUGUAGCGUUACCGGAAAUUUGCACAAAUCUUAGCAGCACCGGCAGCACGCGGUAUCUGCGUGCAUUGAAAAUUCAGCGGCAGCAUUCAAAGUCCGAUUGCAUACAAGACGGUGCAGACACCGCAUUUGGCCAAACACCUGGUUCGUUUGCCCACGACACUAAUAGCUACCGCAAACAACAGCAUUCAGACAACACUGAUAAUACUAAUAAUCACAACAGCGGCAGUGGCAGUGGGAACGGCAAUAACGAUAAGAAUUAUACCAAUGGCAGCAAUGAAAACAGCAACAAUGACAGCAAUAAUAACAAAAACAGUAACAACAAUAACAACUCCAACCCCAACGACAACUCGCAAUCCGUCACACAGACUUCCAGUCAGACGAGUCAGGCACUCGUGCAGAAAUUACAAGACAUUUACCGCAGCAUCGUAAAGCAAGAAGUUGAACUUCAAGAACGAUGCUCGCAACUGACAUUUUCUCAAACUACUGAUCUAAAAAAUUUGUGGGUCAUUUACAAAGUCAAUGCGGAGCUCAUCAACAACUACGUCGCUUUCAUAACAACCGCCUUGCUUCCAAGCCAGCCGGAACGAGAUUCCAUGAUAGGUCAAGAGAUUGUGAACAUCUACCGCAUCGAACGCAGAUUAUGGGUCCAUGGAACCAUCACUUUUCUUGAUGUGCUCAAAAACUUCUCCAAUUUUAUGGACCCCGAGGUAUGCUGCCAGUUCAUCACACAUGUAUUCAACUCGAUCUCCAACAUGCUUUGUGACAUGCCCCCUAAGCAUGCAACGCCCUGGCUGGAAAGACUGGGAGACCUCUCUCGAAUGGCAAUCGCGCUAUAUCCGUCAGGCUUCAUUGACUGGAAAAUUAGCGCGGAACAUUGGUAUACCCAAGCACUCGCGUGCAUUUAUGGGCAUGGUAAACUGUAUUAUCAUAUGUCCACCGUUCAACAAAAUACCUUGGAGGCAUUCGUCAACUUAGGGAAAAGCGUUUUUUGUCGGGACACCUUUAUUCCUUCUCAACAGUAUAUGCAGCUCGUCAUUGAUAACAUUUAUCAAAGGGCUUUUGCCGAGAGAAAUGUGGGUAAUCAAAGGAACUCGCUCAUGGUUGACUAUCUCAAACACAGCGAAGUGAUGCUGCUCUCGAGCUUUCUCGAGAGCCCGGAGUUGCAAAAAGUUGUAUUGACAUUUUUUCAACAUAAAUUCGGCCUUACCUCAGGCUCCAAGGACUUUUUCUGUCACCAAGAGAUGUUUUUACAAGAAGGAGAAAGCAUAAAAUACUUUUUCAGACAUGCUCCACUCUUCGCAGAGUCGCAUAUAUUACAACUGGUCGGCUUUGGGGAUCCCAGAAAUCCUUUUGCACUUCUAUUUGAGCUGCCUAAAUUUUUGAAAGAAAGAAAAGAGCGCAAAGAGAGGAGAAAGUCCAAAACUUCUGGCGUAAUAGAGGCUCCGCUGACGGCCAGUCCUCACGACUUUUUGGAGAGCGUGGACUCUCCUAGAUACGCCUAUGAAUUUCCAAAUGACAUUGCUAUUUGGAAACAAUCCCUAAAUCAUAUCAACAUCACGUCCAUGAAAUGUAGCGCCAUUUUGCUAAGAAAUUUUUUGCAUGGUCCCCUGGUUGUAGGUGCUCCCCACCUUCUACCAUGGGCAUAUUUUCUCCUUUCUUUGGCUGUAAAAAUCGAGUCGUCGGCUAAUGACAGCCUGGAGAGUUUUUGGGUCAUCUUAAUCAGACGAACAUUCCCAUGGGAUAGUAUCGUCAAUUUUUUGAACAUGCUCAUUGCAUUUGCCCUCGACAAUGUUUCGAAGACAUCACCAAUAGAUACUUUGUGCGAGCAAUUUGACAGCGUGGACGUUAUGGCACUCGUGGAGCAUUUCAGUAGGAAUGAAGACCUGCCAGAGGUAUGGAAAUGUUGGGGAACAUUAUGGUUCGAUGUCUUAUCGAACAAAUCUGAAGCUAGCAGUGACAGCGUUCAAAAUACUGGCAUAAAGGACUUCUCUCUCUUGGAUGCCCCAAGUGAUGGGAUCGGCUUUGAUCAAGAGGACGAAACUGGUGAAAAAUUUUGGAAGCGUACCUGCCGCUUAAUUUUCAUUUUUAAGGGCAUUGCUCAAAAGUUCAAUUUUGGUUUGGCUCUAUCACCUGUUCCGGUUCAGUCUAGGCGCCCCCUGGUCGCGGGCCAUCCGCUCCAAAACUUUUCUUUCAAGUUUAGGGAAUUCUCUUCUUAUUCUGAAGACCAGCUCUUCGUGGCAGAUAUUGUGCCAAAUUUCGAAGAGAUCAGUGAGAAAAAUCUAGAUUUUGAAGCUCCUCCAAACCUGAGUAUGUUGGAAGGCGAGAGCAUUUUCGAUUUUCCCGGCUACAGACAACUUCACGCCGACUUCACAUGCAUCAAUAAAUCGGGCGGUCUCAUCACUUGCUCUCUAUACACGUCAGGCAACUUGGAAAAAGGACCGAUUCAAGGAGGAGACGAUUUCAAUACCGAGCGGUACAGUAAACAAGACGAUCGGACCAACGCUAAUGAAACACAGACAAGCGAGCUCGAUAGAUUGGAAAGAGAGUGGCUUGAUGCGUGCAUGGAUCCGGAUUAUUUCGAACAAACCUUCAACAACAAGUACCCGUAUGGAGAUCUGUCUUGCUUUUGCGAUAGUGGGGUGUCUUACUUCGUGCUCGAUGCAACUUCGUGGUUGCGUCAUUUCGCUCAUGUCCACAAGCUAGCAAUAAACGGUCUUCUUCGAUUUGCAAUAUGCCUCACUACGUUUCAAGAGCUUCGUUUCCUGAGGAAGUCGAAGGACGAAAGCGUCGUAGAGGCCGCCACUCGUGCAGUCAUCACGGUUAGACAACUUUACAAUGAAAAGCGAUUACUGCCUUUGCGUUUUACUGGCAACGUCGCAACGCAUUUGGAAGAGCAUUUGGAGUUUGAAGAACAGAUUACCUGGCGCUCUCACGUUGAUGAGUUUGUUAUUGAAGCAGUUUACAAAGCUCAGAAAAAGUUUGAAAGUCUCAACAGCCAGGCUAGAGAGGCCGGUCACAAUUUCAUCGUUACUACUGAAGAGGAGCCGUUUCAUUUCGUUGCACUGGUAAGUGACGACACCAAUAUGCGUCUCAAAGCGCACUCGCAAAAGAUAAGAACUUUUAGCAGCAGAUUUAUGUUCGCGGUUUCUAACCAGAUCGGAUUUGCACAACAUGCAUGUACAAAUUGA